Molecule: messenger RNA, 4755 nt
Organism: Acanthamoeba castellanii str. Neff
Lineage: Eukaryota; Discosea; Longamoebia; Acanthamoebidae
Product: UDPglucose:Glycoprotein Glucosyltransferase containing protein
Exons: 30
Coding region: 1-4755 (1584 amino acids)
Cellular component (GO): endoplasmic reticulum
Molecular function (GO): UDP-glucose:glycoprotein glucosyltransferase activity
Source: RefSeq, a predicted model, not a curated record
AUGCCCGACGAGCCGUGGGGGUUGAACUCGUCGCCGCCUGGGAUGCCACUCCCCUCCAUCUCGAAGCUGCAUUGUGCCCCGGGUAGCCUCACAAAGCCGGUGAACCGCAGGGAGUUCUUUGCGGAGGAGACCUCGCAAGGAUUCUGGGCGGUGGUCGACGGUCUGCACCCGGGUGCAGCGGAGGACACUGACGACACCGCGACGACCGAGGAGACGCUCUACGGCAAGGUGAUGCAGCUCGCCAACGCACUCCUGCCCAGCUCCAGCAAGCGGUUGCUGCACUACGCGCUCCUCUCUCGCUAUUACAGCCCCAAGGUGGAGAUGUUCAGGCAGUAUUCGCGCGGCCAGGCGGAGCACUGCCGUAACGCCGCAUGGGUGCACGCGGGCACGCACAUGUUGUGCACCCCCGAGGAGGUGCAGCGCUACCUGGAGCAGCCCAACAGCAGGAACGAAUCGGGCAGCGUGCCCGAAGCGACGCUUGUCUUUGGCGAUCAGGAGCACCUCUUUCCCAACGCCGCGCCCUCAUCCGCGCCGCUCCUGGUUCUCUACGGCCAGGUCGGCUCUUCCAAGUUUACCCAAUACCACUCGGUCAUUCGGGUCGCUGCGAGUGCUUCGACUGUGCGUUACGCUGUGCGGCACUACACGCCCGAGGAGCCGGCCAAGCGCUUGAUGAACGUCCAAGGUUACGGCGUUGAGCUUGCCAUCAAGUCGACUGAGUACAAGGUCAUCGACGACAAGGUGCCGGAGAAGGAUCAGGAUGGUGAUGACGAGCAGCAGUCGGGGCAAGAACAGGAUACGACGAUCGAAGGCUUCCAGUUUGACAAGCUGAAGCAGCGCAAGCCAGAGCUAGCCACGGAGCUGGAUGCCUUCAAGGAGCACCUGGAGAUGGUUUCCCAGCAAAACGAAGGCUUCCAGCAGCUUCGCGCUUGGCAGAUCAAGUCGCUGGGCUACCAGGCCGCACAGCGCAUUAUGUCAGCCGGCGAGCCCCUGCAGCUCCUGCGCGACAUCGCCCACAACUUCCCGCCCAUCGCCAAUUCUCUGGCGAGAUUGCGCGUAGAUGCCGAUAUCCGUUCCGAGAUCGAAGACAACCAGGAACAGCUCGCCGGCCUGCACCACCUCCCUGGCAACUUCAUCAACAUGAACGGCCGCAACCUGGCUGCCGAUCAGCUCAGUCCUUACGUCCUCUACGAGUUCAUCAAGGACGAGUUGAGCAAGCUGGACGCGCUCAGCGUGUUCGGGCUCGGCCGCAAGGACUCGGAGAAGCUCCUUUCGCUGGUCCCCAGCACUCCGACCAUUCGCUUCGACCUUCGCGAUCGCGAGGUCUUCCCGUCGGGCGGCACCCCUGCCACUGAUGACCCGAACAACGUCAACGGAGCGAUCCAGUUCGCCAACAAUCUCGAGAAGGAUGCGAUGUAUGGUCACUGGCCCGGCAUCCAUGCGCUGUUGCAACCCGUGUACCCCGGCCAAAUGCGCUACAUCAAGAAGAACAUUCAGACGAUGAUCCUUGUCAUCGAUCCGUCGAGCCCGCAGGGCCUCUCUGUGAUCGGCAACUUCUUGUACAUGUUGAGGCAAGGUCUGCCCUUCCGCGUCGGUUUUGUGUUUUCCUCAGGGAGCACAACUGAAUCGGCUUCCACGUGGGAGCAUUCGGCCGAGAAUCUGGCGAAGCUCGCCAAGGGCGAAUCCGGUGACGCGAGCCAGGGCAGCACGGAGUCGGCCGACAAUGCGCCGCUGCCGGAAAACUUGGCGGCGACCAUCAUCAAGACCUACUUCCUCCUCAAGCAACGAUCAGGCGAAGGCGUUCGGCCCCUCGAUUUCUUCGGCUUCCUCGGCCAGUCGGAGGAGGAGGCCACCGAGGUCACCGAGGAGCGGGUCUGGCAGGCCUUUGCUGCCUUUAUGCACCAGCAGGGCGGCUCCAUCACGCAGUCCGAGUGGCGCGAGGGUAUGAAGAGCGAGGCGGUGGCGACCGAGUACCGGACCAUGCAACGCUACAUCGAGCAGAAGGGCAUCGCCCUGUUGGACCGCGGCUCGCAGUACAUCUUCACCAACGGCAAGUUCCAGCAGAUCCCCGCUGACUCCUCCGUUGGCUCUGCGCUCCAAAACCUCCUCAUGCAGGAGACCUUCUACGGCUACUCGCGCUUCCAAGAGGCGGCCUACAAGCGGGAACUCCAGCACGUGGACGACCUGUGGUCGUGGAUCUUGCAGGAGUCGUCGCCGGUCUUCGACCGCUUCUCGUCGCUCAUCUUCCAGACGACCGGCGAGGACGAGAACGGCUGGGUGUCGCUCGCCAGGCACAGGGAGCUGCUGGCCCCGGCCACGGCCUACCUCAGCUUCCCCGCGUCCGAGUUCAACCUCAAGGAGUACACCCACCUCGUCGUCGGCGACCUCACCACUCGGCCCGGGCUCACUCAAGCCCUGGAGGCCGUCAUGCGCCUUGCCGAAGAGGGCAGCGAAAAGGUGCGCGUGGGAUUCCUCCACAACACGGAGCAGGAUUCGCAGCAGGUGCCCCCGGAGCGCAGGGAGAACGAGUUCCUCGUUGCUCGCGCCCUGCAGGCCGCCCUCACUUCUGGCAAAACGCUGAAGCGUGUGUUCCCGUUCGUGACGCGAUUGCUGGCCACCGCGCUCGCGGUCGGACCCGAGAACGUCCGGGCCGCGCAUAUCGAAGAGCUCGCCCUCGCUGCCGAGCUCAAGGACCUUCCGGCCCUCAUGUCGAAGACCGUCGCCGCCGCCUACGCCCAGUUCGAGCGCGACCGCAACCUCGCCUCCUCGGCCCUCGGCCUCCUCCCCGGCCAGCGCGCUGUCGUCACCAAUGGCAAGGUCACUCGCCUGCCGGAUCAGGUGAUGCUGGUGCAGGACCUGAAGCUGUUGGAGGCCUUCGAGGGCCUGGCGCGCGUGGACCAGAUCAGGGCCACGCUCGAUGGCGUGAGCGAGCACUUCGGCGUCGACCCCGACGACCUCACGAGUGAGUUCUACAGCAAUGAGCUCGCUGCCGCUGUGUCAGUGUUGAGCGCGGAGACGGCGAGCAGUGAGCAGAGGGUCAACCUCCCCCAGCUCACCCCGUCGUUCGUGGCCGGUGAGCAGAAUGAUCCCACCCUGAAGAUCGUCGCGGUGCUCGAUCCGCUGUCCAAGGGCGCUCAGCAGAUCGCGCCCCUGUUGCUCUCGCUGGUCAACAACGACAUGGGCAUCCAGGUGCAGGUCGUUCUCAACCCGAAGCGCGACCUGACCGAGCUGCCCCUCAAGACCUUCUACCGCUACGUGCUCCAGGACGAGCUUGUCUUCGACGCCGCCGGCAGGCUGGCGCGGAAGGGAGAGGCAGUGUUCAACAACCUGCCGACCUCGCUGCUGUUGACCAUGAACAUGGACACGCCGCACUCGUGGGUCGUGCAGGCCGUGAGGUCGUGCAUUGAUGUGGACAAGGGCUCGCCGGCUGUGGGCCUGCAGAUCAAUCUGGGCAAUCACCAGCAGUCCCACAUCACCGACACCACGGUCAUGGCCAACCUGGGCUACUUCCAGCUCAAGGCCAACCCCGGCCUGUGGUGGCUGUCGCUGGGUAAGCGGUUCGGCGACGAGCAGCAGGAGGGCGUGAGCCCCUACCAGCUGCUCUCGACGGACGGGCGCACACCGGUCCCGCGACUCGCCGCCAAGAUUGACCGCUUCACCAACACCGAAUACUUGCAGCCCUACAAGGUCAAGCGCGGUGCGGCUCAGCAGGUGGAGGGGACCAAGGAGGAGCUUGCCAAGCAGGACGGAGGGAUGUGGGGCCAGUGGAUGAGCUACUUCCAGGACUCGCAGAAGGACACCGCCGAGGCCGAAGCCAAGAAGGAUGAAACGAUUCACAUCUUUUCGGUCGCGUCGGGCCAUCUGUACGAGCGAUUCCUGAAGAUCAUGAUGCUCACCGUCCUGAAGAACACCAAGUCGCCGGUCAAGUUCUGGUUCCUCGAGAACUACCUCUCGCCCAAGUUCAAGGAGUACGCGCCGGUGUUCAGCCAGGCCUACAACACGAGCAUCGAGCUAGUGACCUACCAGUGGCCCAGCUGGCUGCACCACGAGACCGAGAAGCAGCGCGUCAUCUGGGGCUACAAGAUCCUGUUCCUCGACGUGCUCUUCCCCAUGGACCUGCGCAAGGUCAUCUUCGUCGACGCUGACCAGAUCGUGAGAACGGACCUGAAGGAGCUGUAUGACAUGGACCUGAAAGGGGCGCCGCUGGCCUACACGCCAUUCUGCAGCAGCCGCACAGAGAUGAACGGUUUCCGUUUCUGGGACUCGGGCUUCUGGAAGAACCACCUCGGCGGCCGUCCCUACCACAUCUCCGCCCUCUACGUGAUCGACCUCAAGCGAUUCAGGGAGAUGGCUGCGGGCGAUGUGAUCCGUGCCACGUACCAGCAGCUGUCGCAGGACGAGAACUCGUUGGCCAACCUGGACCAGGAUCUGCCCAACUUCCUGCAGAACCGGGUUCCGAUCUUCUCGCUUCCGCAGGAGUGGCUCUGGUGCGAGACCUGGUGCGACGACGAGUCCAAGGCGCGCGCCAAGACCAUCGACUUGUGCAACAACCCAUUGACCAAGACGCCCAAGCUCGAGAACGCGGUGCGCAUCAUCCCCGAGUGGCGCGACCUUGACGAAGAGGCCAGGAGCAUCGAGGAGCGGUACUCCAGCUCCUUCGCGUCGUCGGCCACCGCCACAGCCACCACAGCCCCCGACGCCGCAGCUGCCGAUCACGUCCCGCCACCCACCGCGCCCUUCGAAGAGAUCCACGCCUGA